GCCCUUUUACGACAGGCUUGAGGUGCUUUGUGGCUGUCAACUUCUCCGUGGUACGAGCUGCAGUAUCGUGGUGGCGCCUGCUGUGACGGCUUUGAAAUGAGGCAGAAGCGGAAAGGAGAGCUCAGUCCCGCUGAGCUAAUGAUGCUGACUAUAGGAGAUGUUAUUAAGCAACUGAUCGAAGCCCAUGAACAAGGGAAAGACAUCGAUCUCAAUAAGGUGAAAACCAAGACAGCUGCCAAAUACGGCCUUUCGGCACAGCCCCGCCUGGUGGAUAUCAUUGCUGCAGUCCCUCCUCAGUAUCGGAAAGUCUUAGUCCCCAAGCUAAAGGCAAAACCCAUCAGAACUGCCAGUGGGAUUGCUGUUGUUGCUGUGAUGUGUAAACCCCACAGAUGCCCACACAUAAGUUUUACGGGAAACAUAUGUGUAUACUGCCCCGGUGGACCUGAUUCAGAUUUUGAAUAUUCAACCCAGUCCUACACUGGAUAUGAGCCAACCUCCAUGCGAGCUAUUCGUGCUAGAUAUGACCCUUAUCUGCAGACGAGACACCGGAUAGAACAGUUAAAACAGCUUGGUCACAGUGUGGAUAAAGUGGAGUUCAUCGUGAUGGGUGGCACUUUCAUGGCCCUUCCGGAAGAAUACAGAGAUUAUUUUAUUCGAAAUUUACAUGAUGCCUUAUCAGGACAUACAUCCAACAAUAUUUAUGAGGCAAUCAAGUAUUCUGAGAGAAGCCUCACAAAGUGUAUCGGAAUUACCAUCGAGACCAGGCCAGAUUAUUGCAUGAAGCGCCACUUAAGUGACAUGUUGACCUAUGGCUGUACGAGGCUGGAGAUCGGAGUGCAGAGUGUGUACGAAGAUGUGGCCAGAGACACCAACAGGGGCCACACUGUCAAGGCAGUGUGUGAGUCAUUCCACCUGGCCAAAGAUUCAGGUUUCAAAGUUGUGGCUCAUAUGAUGCCUGAUCUGCCAAACGUGGGACUGGAACGAGACAUCGAGCAAUUUAUAGAGUUUUUUGAGAACCCUGCUUUUCGUCCUGAUGGUAUGAAACUCUACCCUACUCUGGUGAUUCGUGGCACGGGACUGUACGAGCUCUGGAAAUCGGGACGCUAUAAGAGUUAUUCUCCCAGUGACCUGAUCGAACUGGUGGCUCGGAUCCUAGCCCUGGUUCCUCCGUGGACUCGAGUGUACCGAGUGCAGAGAGACAUUCCCAUGCCCUUAGUCAGCUCGGGAGUGGAGCAUGGCAACCUGAGAGAGCUGGCUUUUGCAAGAAUGAAAGACCUUGGAAUACAGUGUCGGGAUGUGAGAACCAGAGAGGUUGGAAUCCAGGAAAUUCAUCACAAAGUACGGCCAUACCAGGUUGAGCUGGUGAGGAGAGAUUAUGUUGCAAAUGGCGGCUGGGAGACUUUCCUGUCGUAUGAAGACCCUGAGCAAGACAUUCUGAUCGGCCUCCUGCGGUUGCGCAAGUGUUCGGAGGAAACCUUCCGCUUCGAGCUGGGUGGAGGUGUUUCCAUCGUGCGAGAGCUGCAUGUGUAUGGAAGUGUAGUCCCUGUGAGCAGCCGGGAUCCUACUAAGUUUCAGCACCAGGGGUUUGGCAUGCUGCUGAUGGAGGAAGCGGAAAGAAUAGCUCUAGAAGAACACGGAUCCGGGAAAAUAGCUGUUAUAUCAGGAGUUGGCACCAGGAACUAUUAUAGGAAGAUUGGCUACCGAUUACAAGGCCCGUACAUGGUGAAGACGCUAAAAUAAUGGCCGUUGCAGUCCCCCUUCAUCAGCGCCCUGCCAGCAGAAGAGUGCAGAGCGGCAAAGCAGACCUCCACUGUCCUCUGGUAGAACCCUCCCCUCCUGUGACUGCAGUGACUGGAAGCCGCCUUCGGAGCUGGGCCACAGCAGCCACCCUCACCUGUGUGUGCCCAAGAAGUCGCUUCAGUUUUUAAGGUUUAAGUCAUUUCUCUAAUUUUCAUAGUCUGCAUGUGGGCUGCAAAUGACCUGUAUCUACUCAGUGACAAAAGCAGAACAGCUCAUUUGGAUAGCACAGCUCGUGAAGUGGGAUUCGUGACAGUCAUUUGAGGAGCAGCCUUGGGAGGAAGCUGUUUAUGUACUCUAGGCAUGAAAGUCAGGUUGGGACGGAUAAAACCAUCACGCUUGGCCCCCUGGCCUGUAACUACAUAAUGCAUUCACCCAGGAGUUAAGAAAAUGAGCUUUUCUGUUAAUGGCAAUUGUUCCCAUUACCAUGCUGACGCUUUGACAGAAGGCUGACAGGGAAAGAGGAGUCAGGUGAGGGUUUUGUGUUAAACCCGAUAGCAGCUGUCACCAGCCCCUGCCAUCUGGGAGUGUGCCCCCUGCUGGCCAUCAGAGCCUCCUGUGCCCAGGCAUGGCUGUCUUACUUCUUGUAUGCUGCUGAUGCAGAACAGUGUGGAGAGCCCUGGACUGUCCAUUUGUCCAUCCUGAGCAGUCAGGCGAGCUUCGCCUCCGGCCACAGAAGCUGUCCCCUGCACUUCAUUCUUGAAAGUGGAUGUUGGUUUGUGUUAAGGGGAGAAAGAUAAAACUUCAGCUCAUCUGUGAAAGCAACAAAAUGGAAAGUGGACUGGAAUGUAAACAUCGGGGUAUGAUUAUUGUUUUCAGAGGACCAUCUCGUAGAGCUGCUUCUCAAGCCCUCAGGUAACCUGCUAAGGAGCCUUGGCCUGCACAGGGGCAGCUCCUGUCGGGACAGCGUGGCUUCACCCUGAUUCCUGGGUUCUGUCUGUGUCACUCAUAAAGUCUAAAGGCCUGAAAAUAAAAGUCUUCAAUGUA
Messenger RNA from Fukomys damarensis (Damara mole-rat), 2784 nucleotides. RefSeq names its product elongator acetyltransferase complex subunit 3 (gene Elp3). The transcript is spliced from 15 exons. Gene Ontology annotation, molecular function: acyltransferase activity, transferring groups other than amino-acyl groups; iron-sulfur cluster binding. The record is from RefSeq and is a predicted model, not a curated record. Gene Ontology annotation, cellular component: nucleus; cytoplasm; elongator holoenzyme complex. Lineage: Eukaryota; Metazoa; Chordata; Mammalia; Rodentia; Bathyergidae. Gene Ontology annotation, biological process: tRNA wobble base 5-methoxycarbonylmethyl-2-thiouridinylation. Bases 97 to 1740 code for a protein of 547 amino acids.